AUGAGCUCGCCAGCACAGGCCGGGCCAUCGGUCCCGAAAGAGAAAAAGGGACUGGGAAAGAUCUUGUCCCGCGCUAAGACUGUCUUCAAGAGGGGCGAUGGUUCCUCUAAGCGCAUGUCGACUCUGUCUACUGCCGGCCAGCAUCCUCCCGCCCAGUCGGCUGCUUCUGGCCAACCCACUGCCCCGGCUACCGAGCAGCCCGCCGCUGCUGCCGCCGCCGCCGCCGCCGCCACGAAGGAAACCCCCAAGGAACCCUCCAAGAAAGAGGCCCCCAAGAGCAAGUACGAGGAUCUCGAGGGCGUAGUCAGGGUACCCCGAUCCGAAUUGUUUGAGGAGCGCGCGAGGAAGCUGGGCGAGAGGUUCGGUCUCGAGAUCAAGCAAAGCGAGUGGAUCUCCACCGAGGGCACCGCUCUCCGUGUCGAGAAGCCCAUCCGUAUGCGCGUCCACCGAACCUGCCACAAAUGCAGUGCCACUUUCGCUGCCGCUAAAGAGUGCCCGGGUUGCCAGCACGUCCGCUGCACCAAGUGUAUCCGCCACCCGCCCAAACGGACCGAGGCCGAGCGCAUCGCCAGCCGGGAGAAGCGGGCCGCCAUCCUCAAGGCCCAGAAGGAGAACGCUCCCAUCGUCCCCGACUACAACUACGACCCCAAGGACGCAAAGAACAUCGUCCUCAAGCGCCCCAGCAAGACUGGAGGACAGGACCUUAUCUACAAGAAGCCCCGUCAGAGAGUUAGGAGAACUUGCCACGAGUGUCAGACGCUCUUCACUGCUGGCAGCAAGACCUGCUCCAAGUGCAGUCACAACCGUUGCACCGACUGCCCCAGAGACCCGCCUAAGAAGGACAAGUAUCCUUUUGGCUACCCUGGCGACGAGUUUGGACCGAAUGCUGUGCCGCAUCACGAAUGCCAUAAGUGCAAGACGAUAUAUCCAGGAGGCGUAGCCGACGGAACCGAAUGCAAGAAGUGCCAGCAUGAAAAGUGCGGCGACUGUUCACGUCUGAAGCCACGCAAGGUCGAGCCGGAACCAGACCCAGAGAUUCUGAAGAGCAUACAGGCCAAGAUCGAGAGUCUAAAACUCAAAUGA
Colletotrichum higginsianum IMI 349063 is the source of this 1083-nucleotide messenger RNA. RefSeq lists its product as uncharacterized. The record is from RefSeq and is a predicted model, not a curated record. Bases 1 to 1083 code for a protein of 360 amino acids. The transcript is spliced from 3 exons. Lineage: Eukaryota; Fungi; Ascomycota; Sordariomycetes; Glomerellales; Glomerellaceae.